AUGGCUCAGGCCCCGUCGCCCGGCGGCCCCGGGACCCGGCGCUUAAGCUUCUGGGGCCCCCCGACCCAGCGCCAGACCGACACUCCGACCGCCCUCCCGAUGUCCUUGCCGACCACCUUCCCCUCGGUGGCCUCGAGGACGGUCGAGAUGUCCCAGGGCCCGGAGCCGCCUCCGCCAGACCGCCCGCCGGGCCUAGGCCGCGACCACCAGCCGGACGGCGCUGGGGAGCCAGGCGCCCACACACGUGGUGGGGUCACCGCGGACAUCGACCAGGAGCCCGAGCCCGAUCCCGAGCCCGAGCCCGAUCCCGAGCCGGAGCCGGAGCCGGAUCAGGGCCCAGCAUCAGAGGAGCAGGCCGAGGGGCCCCGCCGUCCCAACUUCAACGCCCAGCAGCUGGAGGAGCUGGAGCGCAUUUUCCAGCACAACCACUACCCCAGCUCUAUGCUGCGAUGGGACCUCUCGAGACGCAUGGAAGUGUCUAUCUCCAAAGUGACGGUGUGGUUUAAGAACAGGAGAGUCAAGUGGAGAAGACGCCAGAGGGUGCUGCAGCUGAGAGCCCACCGCAACCAGCACAGGGCUCAGAACAGGGCAGCCAUCUACAACCAGAACCAGAGACACCAGCCCCUGGCCCAGGCGCAGGCCCAACCCCUGGCCCAACCCAUGGCCCAGCCCCUGGCCCAGCCCCUGGUCCAGCCCCUGGUCCAGCCCCUGGCCCAUCCCCUGGUCCAGCCCCUGGUCCAGCCCCUGGCCCAGCCCCUGGCCCAGCCCCUGGCCCAGCCCCUGGUCCAGCCCCUGGCCCAGCCCCUGGUCCAGCCCCUGGCCCAGCCCCUGGCCCAGCCCCUGGCCCAGCCUCUGGCCCAGCCCCUGGCUCUGCCCCUGGCCAUGCCCUUGCCUCAGCCCCAGCUUCAGCAGCCCCUGGCCCAGCCUCAGCCUCUGGCCCUGCCCCAGCCCCAGGCCCAGGCCCAGCUCCAGGCCCCAGGGCGGCAGGAGCCCCUCUGGAUCUGUAUGGUCUCUCAGCCUCUGAUGGUCUGGCCUCCAGUGCCCAUGGGCCCCGGCCUAAAUGCCCCCUAUGCAGGCCCUGUGGCUCCUUGUUUCCAUCCUCCCUUCCAGGCUCCUUUUGCUCCUCAGGGCCCUCCUCAUGUGGGCGCUCAGGGCCCUCCUGUGGGCCAUGCUCCAGUGGCUGCUCCAGUUCCUCCUCGCAAUGCUGCUGGCUUCCCCCCGCCCUUCCUUCCUCCCUACCCUCCCCUCUACCCACCUCAGGCCAACCCUCCAGGCCUCCCUCCCUACCCUCCUGUGUUGCCUCCUGCAGGGCAGCCCCUCUUCCUUCCUCCCAUGGCCCCCUUUGCUGCUGGGCCCGUGUUUCCAACCCCUCUGCCUCCAUGCUGCCUGGCUGCCCUAGCCAGUUCCUGGUACUAUACUGGCAACGGGGCUGCUAUGGCCCCUCCCUACAGAGGGAGGAUUCCGUGACCUGGCUGCCACCAAGGCCCAGAGCCUGCUCCACAUUCUGUGCCAGAAAGCACAGCCAGCCAGCCAGCCAGUGUCCUUCCAGACUGUGUGUCUUUAAAUAAAGCACAAACUCUG
Erinaceus europaeus (western European hedgehog) is the source of this 1581-nucleotide messenger RNA. RefSeq names its product homeobox protein ESX1-like. Gene Ontology annotation, molecular function: DNA binding; DNA-binding transcription factor activity, RNA polymerase II-specific. The transcript has 4 exons. The record is from RefSeq and is a predicted model, not a curated record. Lineage: Eukaryota; Metazoa; Chordata; Mammalia; Eulipotyphla; Erinaceidae. Gene Ontology annotation, biological process: regulation of DNA-templated transcription. The coding region runs from base 1 to 1467 and encodes 488 amino acids.